CGCUGCCCCCUCCACUCCAAUACAUGUUCCUCUUCUCCCAGGCUUUGAGCCCAGAAGUGGAGGAGAACUGCAGGGAAACCAGUCUCAGCAGCUUGGCCUGGGUGCCAAGGGGAACCUCAACCCAGACUCUAGGCCUCCUGAGGCUUUCGACACCACAAAGGCCAGAAGUAUUUAAACUGAACAGGGAGAGAAGGGGAGACCACAGGGUGAGAUCGCCAUCGGACACCCGUGUCCCCACACAGGUUUCUAGAAUGGGGGCCACCAGGACCAGGUUGCUGUGGUCAUGUCUCCUGCUGCUAUUGGCCCUGCUCCAUGAGUCUGGGAGUCAAGAUCUCACCUGCAUGGUGUCCCCAAGCAAUGUGGACUGGACCGAGACAUUCAAUGACACCUGCCUCAAUUUCAGCGGCCUUGGCCUGUCCCUGCCGAGGACCCAGCCCCUGCAGGCCAGCCACCUGCAAGUCCUGGACCUGUCUAGGAAUGGGUUGCAGGGACUCCCCGGGGUCUUCUUUGCCAACCUGGGGAAGCUGCAAACUCUGAUUGUCACCCACAACCCUCUGGCCAUUGUGGACCAGUCGCUGGCCCUGCGUUGUGACCUGGAGCUCAGGGCUGACUGCAGCUGUGGGCUGGCCUCUUGGCAUGACAUUCGCUGGAAUAACUGCUCUGGAGAGCAGGAGCUGCUGUGUCUCCACCCAGACACUGGAGCCCCAAGGAACCUCUCCACCUUCCUCCAGGCCAGCUGUCCCCUCCGCUUGGCCCCAGGCAUCAUCGGUGCCCUUGUGGCAGGGACCGUCUUCCUGGCUAUGGUUGUCAGUGGAUCUGUGCUGGCCUGGAGACUUCGGCGACACCAAGGAGCCAGUAUCCAGGGCCUCAGCAAAGACCAGAGUUCACACAAUGUCCCCAGACAGGUGACAGACUUCCAUCCAAGGCACAGCAGCCAGCCACUGGGCCCCAAGGCCUUGGACACAAAUUCAGACGGGUCCACGCUGGACUAUGAGAAUGUCUUCAUAGGUGAACUGGAUGAGGACUGCCCAUGGGCUGCACCCAGGUGA
Molecule: messenger RNA, 1049 nt
Organism: Cricetulus griseus (Chinese hamster)
Lineage: Eukaryota; Metazoa; Chordata; Mammalia; Rodentia; Cricetidae
Source: RefSeq, a predicted model, not a curated record